Pistacia vera is the source of this 1734-nucleotide messenger RNA. Its product is annotated as MDIS1-interacting receptor like kinase 2-like. The transcript is spliced from 4 exons. Gene Ontology annotation, biological process: protein phosphorylation. The record is from RefSeq and is a predicted model, not a curated record. Bases 1 to 1734 code for a protein of 577 amino acids. Lineage: Eukaryota; Viridiplantae; Streptophyta; Magnoliopsida; Sapindales; Anacardiaceae. Gene Ontology annotation, molecular function: protein binding; ATP binding; protein kinase activity.
AUGGCUCUCAAGUCAAAAAGAGAAGGAGAGCUUAGCCGAUUUAACUUUUCUUGCUUUCCCAACCUGAAAAUUUUCAGUAUCGUAAAUACUUCUCUCUCCGGACACUUCCAUCACAAUUGGUGUACUUUCAAAGCUCAAAUUCCUCUCCUGUCCAAUAAUAAUCUUACAGGUAUUAUCCCUCCAGAGAUUGGAAGGUUGAGCAAUCUCAACAGAUUGGAUUUCUCAUUAAAUAAACUCGUUGGAACAAUCCCUUCAACUAUUGGUCAUUUGAGCAAAUUGAUCUCUUUGGAUUUGUCUGAUAACAAUUUUAUUGGAUUAAUUCCAUCAGAGAUUAGAAACCUUCAAAGUCUUACUCGUCUUUAUUUGCAACAUAACUCACUCACUGGGAACAUACCUUCUCAACUUGGAGAAAUUCAUGCCAGGCAAUCCUUGCAUAUAGAUCUUUCGCACAAUCAUCUUUCUGGAACCAUCCCUAAAUCACUCCAGACAGUGUAUUACAUUGACUUGUCAUACAAUAAUUUGGAGGGUGAAAUUCCAAUUGGUUUGCAAUCUCAAGGACAGCAACAAUUUAGUGGUAACAAAGGUUUAUGUGGCCUAGUUGAUAAAGGCUUUUCCGCUUGUCACCAAAAGAAGGUCUCUCCUUUUCUUAAAAUUUUGCUUCCUAUCACAACAUUUCUCACCAUCUUAUUUUUUGGAUUUUUGAUUCUCCUUAAAUGUAAGGAUGAAAAACCUAAACCCGAGACAAGGACAACCAAGGUUGGAGAUGUGUUUUCAAUUUGGAAUUAUGAUGGUAAAAUUGCAUUUGAAGACAUGAUUGAAGCAACACAAGACUUCGACAUCAAAUACUGCAUUGGAACUGGGGGUUACGGUAGUGUUUACAAGGCACAACUACCAAAUGGCAGAGUAGUUGCUUUGAAGAAGUUUCACAGUUUAGAAACUAAGGAGUCAACAUUCCUCAACAGCUUCCAAAACGAGGCUCAUGUACUGUCCAAAUUACGACAUAGAAAUGUUAUUAAGCUUUAUGGAUUUUGUUUUCAUAAAAAAUGCAUGUUUUUAAUUUAUGAGUACAUGGAGAGGGGAAGCUUGUUUUGUGUUCUACGCAACAACAAUGAAGCAAUUGAGUUGGAUUGGAGUAGGAGGGUAAACAUUGUUAAGAAUAUUGCGCAUGCUUUGUCUUACCUACAUCAUGACUGCAUUCCAUCAAUCGUUCACCGCGAUCUAUCAAGCAACAACAUUCUACUAAACUCUGAAUUGGAAGCAUUUGUUGCUGACUUUGGGUUGGCUAGACUUCUACAUCCCGAUUCUUCAAAUAGAACCAUAUUAGUCGGAACUUAUGGAUAUAUAGCCCCAGAACUUGCUUACACCAUGGUUGUGACUGAGAAAUGUGAUGUUUAUAGUUUUGGAGUGGUGGCACUUGAAGUAUUGAUGGGUCGUCAUCCAGGAGAACUACUUUCAUCAUUAUCAUCUUCUCCUAAUCAAAAUAUGAUGCUUAUUGAUCUCUUAGACCCACGCCUUCCAUGUCUUGCAGACACAAUAGUCGUGCAGGAUAUUGCUCUUAUUUCAAGAAUUGCAUUUGCUUGCUUAAGUUCUAAACCAAAGUCACGACCAACAAUGCAUCGCGUGUCUCAUGAAUUUCUUGGCCGCAAGACAUCAUUGGCAAAACCUUUUCAUGAGAUUUCCAUCUCAGAGAUGAGAAACCAAAAUAUAUAUGCAAUUGGUGAAUCAGAGGAUUAG